GCACACAUCGUCGAACGCGAACUCGACGCCACCACCUCCCACGUUCACGAGGUGGAGAAGCAGCUCGGAAUCGCGCUCGCCAUCGGCGCACGAGAAGUGUCCUCUCUCAAGCGCGAACUCGCUCAAGCCAAGCACGAGCUUGCCACUUCCGCUCUUUCAGCACCUCCCGCUCCCUCCACCGACGCCGAUACGGAGAUGUUCCUCGCUGCCCUCGAGCAGGAGCGCCGACGGGCCGACCACCACAUGACCCGCGCCGACCGCGCCGAGCUCUCGCUACACAACCUCUCCCGCAAGACCGACAUGCGUGACUCGGAGCUCGAGGAGGCGCUCUCGAACCUCGAAGCGACGCAGUCCGCGCUGAACGCGGAGCGCAAGCUCAGCAGCCAGUAUCUCGAUACGGCAUGGAAGUACCACGCGGCGCACGAGGAAGCCGAUUCGAGCCUCGCGCAGCACAAGGAGAAGGUCUCUCAUCUCUCCGAUGUAGUUGUCGAUGUCAAGUUCGCGUCUGCGAAGCUCCGGGCACGAUGCGAGCUUCUCGAGGACGUUUUGGUUGGGUACGACGGUGCGAGUGAAGAGCUGGCGAGGCGAGAGGCGAUGGAGGCGGAGGCGGCUAAGCUUCGACGAUGUUCCUCAUCGAUCACGACGGCAAAGUCACCGCGGAUCAUGACGCGAUCCACAUUGCUGGCCAGUCGGAGUUCAGCAUGCCAUCGGGCAAAGAUCCUCUCCCCAGUUUCGUGCAGCACACCUCCGCCGAUUCGGUUAAAGAGACACUUUCCUCGCUCGCGAGCUUCGCAUCCUCAACAAGCUCGAUGUCAAUCAUGAGCAGCGGAUCGUUCGUCAACCUCCUCGACCUGUUCCCCAUGCCGCCUACGAACUGCCCCAGAAUCCCCAACGCUGGCCGCCGACCCGCGAAGCGCUCCGAGCUCAUCGAUUCCGACGACUCCGAUUCUGAGUCCUGCUACUCGGCUGGCGGUGACGAGGACGAGGAUGGCGGUGUGGACAGCGAUGAAAGCUUCGAGGCGGGCAGCAUCAGUGAUGACGAGUCGUGUUGUUCGACGGCGAGCACCGCUACUGCCACCUCUGCCUGGACAUCGGCUUCGACGACCACCUCCGGGGCGAGUUCGAUGACGUCUGCAGGACCCGAAGACGAAGAGUGCGACGUGAGGUCUGCCUCCUGCCCCUCCUCUUCCAAGUCCGGCUGUUCCUUGUCAACGACGGAGGAGCGCGGCGACGCGCAUGUACACUCGGGCUCCCCAAUUGGGCAAUAUGUGGAGGGCAUCGAGAGCGGCUGCUGUUGAUGGACCACAUCGUUGUCAUUGUCUCUUGUCUUUCGGGUUUAUUAUCAUUAUUUUUAUCUAUCUAUUUUCCUGGGCAUUGUUUGUGUUUGGUAGUCGACAGUAGUGCAAUACACAGUCUGUCAUUUGCC
Coniophora puteana RWD-64-598 SS2 is the source of this 1426-nucleotide messenger RNA. RefSeq lists its product as uncharacterized. The record is from RefSeq and is a predicted model, not a curated record. The transcript has 4 exons. Lineage: Eukaryota; Fungi; Basidiomycota; Agaricomycetes; Boletales; Coniophoraceae. Bases 624 to 1298 code for a protein of 224 amino acids.